Messenger RNA from Arachis stenosperma, 1041 nucleotides. RefSeq lists its product as uncharacterized. The record is from RefSeq and is a predicted model, not a curated record. The coding region runs from base 95 to 820 and encodes 241 amino acids. NCBI's taxonomy places the organism in Eukaryota, Viridiplantae, Streptophyta, Magnoliopsida, Fabales, Fabaceae. The transcript is spliced from 7 exons.
GAAAUAAAUAAAAACCCGAAAUAAUUGUGUGCCCUGGUAAAGAGACGAAGCAUGCGAGACGGCGGAAGAAGGCAGUGAGAAGAAUAAUAAGAAGAUGAGCGGCGGGAAGAAGGGUGGGCCCCCGAAGCAUCAGAACAAGUUUGCCUGGAAACCCAACGCCGGUCGCAAGAUCAAUGAAACUGAAGUUGGGGGAAGGUUCAGGCCUCUGUCUGAGAUAACUGGUGUGUGCCCUCGCUGCAAGGACCAGAUCGAUUGGAAGCGCCGUUAUGGCAAGUACAAGCCUCUUGUUGAACCUGCCAAAUGUCAGAGAUGCUCGAAGCGUGCUGUUCGUCAAGCUUACCAUAACUUGUGUUCUGGGUGUGCAAAAGAGCAUCGUGUAUGCGCAAAGUGUUGUUGCAGUGUGAACCAUAUAGUUGGAAGAGAUUCUGCUGAAGUUGAGGCGGAACAAAAGAUGCUUGAGGAGGCUAUUAAGUAUUCUAGGGAGAGAGAAAGGAGAACACUAUUGCGUGCUAUGAAUAAAGACAAACCUAAAAGUUCAAGAAAUAACCCAACAGAUACUAGGGACAAUAAGGUUGGGCACUUAUUUCCAAAUGCAACCCUGGAAGAUUAUGCUAGAUUGCAUGGAGUUAAAAAGGAUCAUGGUGAUGGUGAAACCUGUGAUAGUAAAUUUGAUGAUGAUAGUGAGGAUGAAGUUUGUGAUGACAAAGAUGCUAACAGUGAGAAUGAAGAUUGUGGUGAUGAUGAUGAGGAUGAGGUGGAUGAUGAUGGCAGCGACCACAAUGAUGUUGUUCCUGAGCCAAAGGAAAGCAAAAAUGAAUGACUGCGGAGGUUUUAGCAUUUCCCCAUGAAUUAAGAUCGUCGGAGUACUCUCUUUAGGGAGUUGGUCUUGGCAUAUCUACUGAAAGAUAUUUCAGUUUUUACAUACAAAUUUUUUGGAUGAGUUGUAUCAUUAUUUUUUGUUCAAUGUAUUUAUUUAACCCUUAUCUAAUAGUUUUUGUUUACUUUUGAAUGGAAGCUAACAUUAGUUAAUAAUUAUGGAUU